Danio aesculapii is the source of this 4161-nucleotide messenger RNA. It is a transcript of the gene cnksr2b, whose product is annotated as connector enhancer of kinase suppressor of Ras 2b. Gene Ontology annotation, molecular function: protein binding. Lineage: Eukaryota; Metazoa; Chordata; Actinopteri; Cypriniformes; Danionidae. Bases 399 to 3305 code for a protein of 968 amino acids. The record is from RefSeq and is a predicted model, not a curated record. The transcript is spliced from 23 exons. Gene Ontology annotation, biological process: regulation of signal transduction. Gene Ontology annotation, cellular component: cytoplasm; membrane.
ACCACUGUUUACCGCGAACAGCUUGAGACGAGGCAAACAGCUGCGUGGAUUCAGCCUUUCUCUUAUCUACGGCUCAACAUACAUACAAGACGAGGAAUGGAAAAUGUACAGACAUCGCACCGUGAAUGAAUAUGACAGAAAUGAGGAAAAACCCUCGCGCAAGACCCAGAGAAAUCUAGCAUUUUCUUUCCUGACAGCUCGUUCACAAAAGACCAGAGCGAAGGAAUGCAGAGCGAUGCUUUGAACUUGAAAGACCAUCAACGCUUCGUUUGCAAGAACCAAGGCAGAAUUUGCUGGGUAAACAUGCAGAGGAUGAAAAACAGGCAGACAUCCUUGUGAGUGUUUCUGAAUCGCUGCUUUCGCACCUUUAUCUGGCACCGUCUGCAGAAACUUCCACAAUGGCUCUGGUCAUGGAACCUGUAAGCAGGUGGUCAACAAGCCAGGUGGUCGACUGGAUGAAAGGCUUGGAUGACUGUCUGCAGCAGUACAUUAAGAACUUUGAGCAGGAGAAGGUUGGCGGUGAGCAGCUGUUGAGAAUCACACAUCAGGAGCUGGAGGAUCUGGGCGUUUCUCGAAUCGGCCACCAGGAGCUCAUUCUGGAGGCCGUGGACCUGUUGUGUGCGCUGAACUAUGGAUUAGAGACGGAGAACCUGAAGACUUUGACCCAUAAGCUGAACGCUUCAGCCAAGAACCUGCAGAACUUCAUAACAGGCCGGCGGAGGGGUGGACACUAUGAUGGCAGAGCCACCCGAAAACUUCCUAAUGACUUCCUGACUUCUGUCGUGGACCUCAUCGCUGCCGCCAAGAGUCUGCUGGCAUGGCUGGAUAGGUCUCCGUUCGCUGCCGUAGCCGACUACUCCAUGACCAGGAAUAAUGUGAUUCAGCUGUGUCUGGAGCUCACCACAAUAGUUCAGCAGGACGGCACAGUGUAUGAGACCGAGAAUAAGAUACUGCAUGUGUGUAAGACACUUUCAGGAGUGUGUGACCACAUCAUUGCCCUCUCUUCGGACCCCAUGGUGUCCCAGGCUGCACAUCUGGAGGUGGUACAGCUCGAUAACAUAAGGUCCACUGAGGGACUGGGCAUGUACAUCAAAUCAACCUACGAUGGCCUACAUGUCAUCACGGGCACUACGGAGGGCUCGCUCGCUGACCGCUGUAAGAAAAUCCAUGCCGGGGAUGAGGUCAUACAGGUCAAUCAUCAGACAGUGGUGGGCUGGCAGCUAAAGAACCUGGUGAACUCUUUAAGGAGCAACCCUGCGGGUGUGACCCUGACACUGAAGAAGCGGCCCCAGAGCACACUGACGUCGGCCCCAGCCUUACUCAAGAACAUGAGGUGGAAGCCCCUCGCCCUGCAGCCCAUCAUCCCCCCAAGCCCCAGCAGCAGCGUGGCCACACCGUCCAGCACCCUGAGCACCCCAUCCAGACGGGACAGCUGCGCUCUACAGGACCUCUACAUCCCCCCUCCACCAGAUGAACCGUACACACCCAGAGAUGACGUAGGAAAUCUGACCAGCAAUUGUCAGCAGGCCGCCAAAGGAUCUGAUUCACCCAACUCAUUUCUGGACCAGGAGUGCCGGAGGCGGUUCCCCCUGCUGGAUGAGGAUGCCGUGCUGUACUGUUAUGAGUACGAUCAGACUCAGGGUCCUCCACCUGUGCGCAGAGACAGCACUCCCACAUAUGGACGACUGAGGCCCAUCUCCAUGCCUGUGGAAUAUAACUGGGUUGGAGACUAUGAAGAUCCAGCCAAGCUGAAAAAAGAGAUCAGAAGAGAAAACUCCCUGCUGCGGUAUGUGAGUGAGGAUAAGACGGAGGAGUUUCACACUGGACGUCGCAGCAGUCGCCGCAGUAGAAGGAAGAGUGAGAAAGGAGGAAGCCCCGCCCACUAUGCUCUAGUCCCCACCCUCCAGAUGGACAUGCUGCCACCAGACUCACUGGCCACACCCACUUCUGAAACCUCAUCUGUUUAUCUCACAUUCGACCGGUCGUCCGUGCUCUCCAGGUCAAAGAAAAACAAGUUAAGAGCCGGGUCUUUGCCCUCCAUCAGUAAGAGGAGAAUCUCCUGCAGGGAUUUGGGUCAGGGAGACUGUGAAGGCUGGCUCUGGAAGAAGAAGGACGCCAAGAGCUACUUCUCUCAGAAGUGGAAAAAGUACUGGGUGGUGCUGAAAGAUGCCUGCCUGUACUGGUACACCAAUGAAGAGGAUGAGAAGGCUGAGGGCUUCGUCAGCCUGCCAGAGUUCAACAUUGAUCAGGCCAGUGAAUGUCGCAAGAAGUUUGCUUUUAAGGCCUGCCAUCCUAAAAUCAAGAGCUUCUACUUCGCUGCAGACAACGUUGAGGAUAUGAACAGGUGGCUCAGCCUGAUGAACAUGGCAGCGGCGGCGCACUCAGAGCAGAAGAGGAUUCGACAGGAUCAUGACUACUGGAGCGAGAGCGAUCAUGAGGACGGCGAUCACAUCAGCUCAACAACCAAACAGGAUAGUCCUCCACCUCCCUACGACACCUACCCCCAUCCCACCUCCACGCAAAUCAGUCCCGUGAGUCCGUUUCAGGACUCCCAGCACAUCCGUCCUCCAUCCACUGAGACGGUCCAGUCCCGCUCUCCUCUCUCUGAGACACAAGGGGGCAGUGUGAGCAGUGCUAGCUCCCCGGGUCGCAAGUCUGCCAGCCAGCGGCGUUCAUGGCAGGACCUCAUCGAGACGCCCCUAACCAGCUCCGGCCUCCAUUUCCUGCAGACUCUGCCUCUGGAUGACUCCGUGUUCGUGGACUCCAACAGAACCGUACCUGUCGAGCUCCGGCGCCAGUCCACACUCCCUGCCCAACACGGGAUGCCCACUGAACACUUCAUCCCACCCACUACGCCCACCCAGCCCAGCCCAAAACCCAUCCCUGCUUUAGGAAGAGGUGAAACCAUGGACGGAGGUGGAAUAGGGAGCAAACACCGCAGUUUCACACUGCCCCGGGACAGUGGUCUUCACGCUAUUCUGGCUGCCAGCAGUGCGGCUGAACAUGGAGAUGCCCAGCGAUACCACCUGGGCCACGUCCAUUCCAGAGACACAGGUGGAGAGCGGGAGCGCAGGCAUCAGGCAGACUCAUUGGUAGAUUUGUACAGAGCUCUGGAGAGGAGCAGUCUGUCACCGGUCAAUGAGCACAGAUCCUCUUCUCGAUUAGAGUACAAGAGAUCAUUCGUCCGUCGCUGCAAUGAUCCUUUACUCAACGAGAAGCUGCACCGCCUGCGAAUCCUGCAAAACUCAUUUAAGGACAUUCCUCUUCAAGAGGCAGAGACUAAGAUCAUCCACCGGGACGUUUAGCCAGAGACACAACAGGACACAGCGGGACACAAGCACCAGUCAUUUCAGCCAUAUUUACUAAAAAAGAAAAUCUCUCUUUCCCUGGAGGCUUCAGUCGCUUUAUCAAACAUCUCUUUGACUCUGUUGCAGCGUUCACGCAUUUCCUCUUGUUGCUUUAUGUUAUUGCACAUGCUGAUUAUUUUCUGUGUACAGUUCUUUUUUCUUUUUGAAUAUUAUUUGUUUGUAAUAAUGACUUCAGCCUCCAUCUGCGGCCAAAUAACUGCACUUCCGAAGAACCCUUCCUACGUGACUGAAGAAAUAAAUAAAUAAAUAAAGGAAACAGGGAAAGAUUGAAACUAUUGAUAUAGAAACUAUUUUGUUCUAAAUCUGAUUUGCAUGGCCGUCGUCUGGUUAAUAGAUUUUCUGUCUGUGCCGUGUCUUAACUGAGAGUGUUGAUUCACUGAAACUAACAUCUUUCAAUGGUAAAUGUUACGAUCGACAGGAUUGCAUUGACUGCGUGCGUGUGUGUGUGUGUGUGUGUGCGGAUGUGUGUUAAAAGCCUCAGUUCGUUGUAUAUUAUGUAUGUUGUAAUAUUCUGACCGUUUGCACCCUAGCAGCAAGGUUCUUGCAAUAAUGUUGAACUAAAACGAUUAAUUAGUUUAACACUGUCUAUUUUUGUAAGCAUGAUAUUUAUUGAGAUGUUUGUACAUUGUUUUGUAUGCUCAACCAUGUGUUAUCUGAAGAUAACUGCAAGUGUAAAUCCCUUUUAAUGUGUUCCUGAAAGCUCUAACUUUUCAUGUGGAAGCACCAGUGCCGUAGUAUCUCCAAAAAAGUAAUUUUCUCAAUAAAUUGUUUGAUGUUUUGACAGUAUUUUAAA